This is a messenger RNA of Peniophora sp. CBMAI 1063, 1476 nucleotides long. NCBI's taxonomy places the organism in Eukaryota, Fungi, Basidiomycota, Agaricomycetes, Russulales, Peniophoraceae. The record is from the annotation of a GenBank genome assembly.
AUGGGCCAACCACCCAAACACACAACGGACGACGACUACCCGACCAAGACGUCCUUCCAACAACGCGAGACCGAAGACGUCCUCCAGAAGCACUUGCCCACCGACUCGAGCGCGACGCCGACGCUGAACAAGAACUCGCAUCUGCAGUUCUUGGUGCGGAAUUUCGUGCAGGGGUUUCCGGCGAGGUAUAGCAGCCAGGACGCGAGCCAGCCGUGGCUGAUGUUUUGGACGCUGCAGAGCUUUAGCGCGUUGCAGGUUGGGAUCGAUCCGGUGAACAAGCAGAGGGCGAUAGAUACGAUUAUGUGUUGGCAGCAUCCGGAUGGCGGGUUCGGUGGUGGGCCGGGACAGGCGGCGCAUUUGUUGCCGACAUACGCCGCUGUAUGCUCUCUCGCCAUCGUCGGCAGGCCAGGACCGGGCGGUGGCUGGGACCAGAUCGACAAGGAUAAACUGUACGCGUUCUUCAUGUCCCUCAAACAGCCCGACGGCUCCUUCAUCGUCGCGCACCACGGCGAAGUCGACGUCCGCGGCAUAUACUGCCUCCUCGUCACGUCCAUCCUCCUCAACAUCCUCACCCCCGCCCUCAUCUCCGGCACAGCAGCAUUCAUCGCCUCGUGCCAGACCUACGAGGGCGGCUUCGCGUCCGCCUCGCACCCCUACUACGCCGCGCAGGCGGCGCCCGAGGACCCGCUGCAGUGCCUGCCGAACCCGCGGCCGAGUCUGGGCGAGGCGCACGGGGGGUACACGUAUUGCGCGCUGGCGUCGUGGGUGCUGCUCAGGCCGUUUUUAGGGAAGGAGGAUAAGGAGCCGAAGGUCGAUCUGAAGAGGCUGGCGCGGUGGGCGGUGGGUAUGCAGGGGGCGGAGAUCGAGGUGGGCGGGUUUAGGGGGCGGACGAAUAAGCUGGUUGAUGGGUGCUAUUCGUGGUGGUGCGGUGGGGUGUUUGAUUUGUUGGAGAGUUUGGGUGUGGUGACGGCUGGGGGGAGGGAGAAGGAGGGGGAGGGGGUUGAGCAUCGGGAGGCGGAGGAGGCGGAGGAGGGGUGGGACGAUGCGGACGAUUCGUUGUUCAAUCGUAAGGCGUUGCAGGAGUAUAUCCUUUUUACGGGUCAACACCCUGCGGGCGGGCUUCGCGACAAGCCACCGAAGCAUCCGGAUGCGUAUCAUACGCUUUAUUGUCUCUCAGGACUCUCAGCUGCGCAACACCGGCUCGUUCAGUCUUCUUCGCGCCGAGCUGAGGUGCACGCGAUCUGGAAGGACACGGAGGAGUCAGACAAGGCACCUCUGAGCAAGACCGCAUUUGCCGAGGCGCUCUGCUGGUCUGAAGAAGAAGGUUCAUCUCUGAUCGUCGGGCCCGCUUCGAAUCGCGUCAACGCGACACAUCCGAUCUUCAACUUGACGAUGACGCAUACGGAGGGUAUCAUGGCCCACUUCUACCAACAGGAGGUGCCCAAACGUAACCCACCGAAGGCAAAGGCGACGUGA